ACGAAGAAGAAGAGACCGCUAGCUUAGUAGUAGCUUGCGGUGAAAGAAAACACAGAAAACAGCAAACAGAGGUCGGCUAUAGGUGCUCAUUAUAAACGGAAUACCCCGUUAAGCUGUUCAUGCCCCUGUUGUGUCUCAAUCUUCCUGAAACAGAUCAGCAACAAUGGUCAAAAUCUUCGUGGGAAAUCUGCCCCGGGAGGCGGACGAGGAGGAGAUCAAGGCCCUGUUCACCGAGCACGGCACGGUCACGGAGUGCGACAUCAUCAAGAACUACGCCUUCGUCCACAUGGACGACCGCAAGGCCGCCACCAAGGCCAUCAAGAGCCUGCACCUGCACAAGCUCCACGGCACGCCGAUCAACGUGGAGGCGAGCCGGGGCAAGAACCAGGGCUCGGUGAAGCUGCACGUGGCCAACGUGGAGAAGGGCGCCGACGACGAGCUCCGCGCCCUGUUCGAGGAGUACGGCACCGUCUCCGAGUGCGCCGUGGUCAAGAACUUCGCCUUCGUGCACAUGUCCAACUCCGACGAGGCCAUGGACGCCAUCAAGGGACUGGACAACUCGCAGUUUCAGGGCAAACGCAUCCACGUCCAGAUUUCCAAGAGCCGACCCAGACACGAAGAGCGGGACGACUACCCUCCUCCUCCUCCGGACCGGGGCGGCUACUGGCCCCCGCACUAUCCCGGAGAGGGGCCUGAGCCUCCCCCACCCAGCUACAUGCGGGGCCGCAUGGGCCACAUGCCCCCGGGUUACCCCGCCCCCCCACUGCCGCCCCCUCCCCCUAGACGAGCCGUUUAUCCGUACGAGGGCGAGCGGGACAGGUACGGCGUGGUAGAUUACUAUGAGAAGUACAGGGCCCGGCCGUACGGCAUCGCCUCCUACGACGAGCAGCGUGCCGGCGCCCCGCCCCCGCCGCCGCCCCCGCCUCCUCCCCCCGCCUCCGUCGUCCGAGACCGCCUUAUGAACCCGUCGCUUGACCCGUACGACCGUCGGCCCAUCCCCCCGCCCCCGUCCUCAUACUACGCCCGAGAGCGCAGCCCCCUCCGGAGGGCGCCGAGCGCGCCGAUGCCCCCCGCCGGUAACGGCUACUCCUACGAGCGCUCCCGCCUCUCGCCGGUCCCCCGGGUCCCUGCAUACGGAGUCCCACGUGCACGGGACCCCUACGCCGAGCGCCUGCCUCCGCCGCCGCCCACACGCUACGCUUAUUAAGCGAGGCCUCGGCAUUGUGAAGGAUUGUCGAACGCCUGCGUCGCCGCUCGCCGCCGCCCCCCCCCCCACGUGAAACUAUCCUCUUCCUGUCUGCGGCUGAGCGCGUUACGUUCCCCUGCGGCGCUCACAGGAGGAAACCGAAUUCCCCGAUCGACGUCCUCGUCUGUUUUUCCUUUAUAAAAUCUGGGGGAUAGUUAUUUUUUUUUUAAACACUCGCAGACUUUUUUUCUCCUGACUGUUUUAGUGUGUAAUUGUGCUGUAGUAUUUUUUUAUUGCUUGACGUAUGAAUUAGGCGUAUAUUUUUUUUUUAAUUUGUACUUUCUUUCGUUUGGAUGUUGUGUGUGACCUUAGGGAGCUGAAACCACUUCAGCAGCGGUUUCUAGGCGAUCUACUUGUGACUGUAGAUUUAGCUGAACUGAAUUUUGUUCUUAGUAUUGAACCUAAUCUGCACGUUGGUUCCAUCAUGUGAAACUUUUCAAUCGUAAAAACAAAAAACAAACACCUAAUCUCUCUAUGUGGCGUUGGUGUGAAUACGUAAGCGUGAGCGUUGGAUAACGCUAAAAGAGUUUUUAGCCGGAAACAAAGCGUUUAUAUAUGACCAUUGUCAAACUUUCAUUUUUAAUAAAACCGAUUUGUGCAGCAGUGAUGUUCACAGACAUGAUCGUGACCGUUUAAGACUGAUUCAAAUACUGUUCUAGGAUCUCGAAAAAAAAAGAAAAUCUCAUCAUCCGUAUAGGCAGCUUAUUAAAAUCGUCUCGUUGAUUAAAAAAAAAAAAAAAAAAAAAAA
Molecule: messenger RNA, 1994 nt
Organism: Mugil cephalus (flathead mullet)
Lineage: Eukaryota; Metazoa; Chordata; Actinopteri; Mugiliformes; Mugilidae
Product: RNA-binding protein 4.1-like
Exons: 4
Coding region: 164-1207 (347 amino acids)
Cellular component (GO): cytosol
Molecular function (GO): mRNA binding
Source: RefSeq, a predicted model, not a curated record